AAGAGGACAUUAAAGGCUGUAAAGAUGCGUGGGAUCUUUGCUAGUUGUGCACUUUCUGCACUGCUGCUGGCUGCAGCCUGGGCAGACCACCACCAUCACCACCACAACCACGAUGGUGCUGGUCACAACGAUCAUGCUGCUGGUCACAGCCACGAGGGAGACAUGAGCUGCCAUAAGCUGUCUCCUCCCAAUGCUGACUUCGGCUUUGCCCUCUACAAAAGCCUGAGUACCAACGUUGCUGCUGGAAAGAACAUCUUCUUCUCACCGCUGGGCAUCUCCACCGCCCUGUCCAUGCUGUCUACGGGGGCCAAGGGUGAAACCCACCGCCAGAUGUUCUCCAGCUUGGGCUACAGUGCUUUCAACCAGACUGAGGUCAACGAAGCAUACAAGCAUCUUUUUCUCAUGGUAGAAGGCAGCCAGGAGGAUCAGCAACUGGAUGUGGGUAACGCUGUGGCCCUGCGCUCUGGCUUCAGUCCUCUGGAGAUGUUCCUGAAGGAUGUCAAGCAAUACUACUCUGCUCAUGUCUUCAACGUCGACUUUACCAAACCUGUGGAGGCUGCAGCUGAGAUCAAUGCAUACAUUGCUGGUAAAACCCAGGACAAGAUCAAAGAUUUGGUGAAGGACCUGGAUGCUGAAAUGGCCAUGGUGCUGAUCAACUAUGUCUACUUCAAAGGACGAUGGGUGAAACCCUUCGAUGGCAACCAGACACAAAAGGCCGACUUCAAUGUGGACGAAACCACCAAGGUGCAGGUGGACAUGAUGAAGAGGACCGGUCGCUACGACUUCUAUCAGGACGUUGACAACCAUACCACCGUCAUCCUGCUGCCCUACCAUGGUAACACCUCCAUGAUGAUUGUCCUGCCCGACCAAGGCAAGAUGGAGGAGGUGGAGGGCUACAUCUGCAAGGACCACAUCAGGCACUGGCAUGACUCAGUUUUCAGGAGUUCUGUGGAUCUGUUCCUGCCAAAGUUCUCAAUCUCCGCUGAUGCCACCCUGGACAGCACACUGAAAGAAAUGGGCAUGGUCGACGCUUUCACAGACAACGCUGAUUUCUCUGGCAUCUCCGACGAGGUCAAGCUCAAAGUCUCAAAGGUGUCCCACAAAGCCAUGCUGAGCGUGGAUGAAACAGGAACAGAGGCAGUGGGCGCCACCACCAUCGAGGUCAUGCCCAUGAGCAUGCCUGAAGUAAUGAAACUCGACAGACCCUUCAUGGUCUUCAUCCUGGAGCACUCGACCAAGACCAUCCUCUUUAUGGGCAAGAUCAACAACCCCACAGCCAUGUAAAGAUGCUAGGGACAUGAGUGUUACAUUUGUAAUAUUGUCACACUGUAGUAGGUUUUAAUAACUACAGGACAUAAAGCUCAUUUUGACCUCAGUAUCUGAAAGCAGUGUAGAGAUGUCACAGUGAUAUUAAGAGCAUUGGGAAUGAUGAAUGGAGGGUAGUUCGAUGAAUAGGACAACAGAUCUAUCAAGUAACCGAAAUGUCAAGUCUAUCAAUCUGCUUGCAGUCUGUCAGUGUGACUCAUUUAUUACCGUCUGUCAUCGGAACUCGGCUAGGUGUAUAAAUGUCUAAAUACAUCAUUAUGUAUUGUAUCCAGCCGGCUGUUGCGUUUAUGAUAAAGAUUAAAAAAACAACAUAAGUAGAUAUAUUGCUUGAAGCAUCUGCUUACACACUGAGCCAAUGUGUUAUUGCUGUUUCAACAUGGUGAAGUGAAGGGAAAUAAAGACUUUUCAUGAACAA
Molecule: messenger RNA, 1741 nt
Organism: Anarrhichthys ocellatus (wolf-eel)
Lineage: Eukaryota; Metazoa; Chordata; Actinopteri; Perciformes; Anarhichadidae
Product: alpha-1-antitrypsin homolog
Exons: 5
Coding region: 25-1284 (419 amino acids)
Molecular function (GO): serine-type endopeptidase inhibitor activity
Source: RefSeq, a predicted model, not a curated record